AGAUGUCGCAAUUAAUCGGAUCCUCUAUAUUUGGAGGACAUUGCGAGGAACCAACAAAUACAAAAAAUACGCACCAGGUAUCGAUCGAUUGCCAGGCGGGCAGGUCGUCACGGCAACUGCGCCGUGGGGCCCCAACCGAAUAAGGGCCGUUUUCCAGUGGCCGUCUGAAUGACACGCAAGGUGCAUUAAUAAUCGACGAUGGAAAACGUGUACCGUUUCAAGAAGAGAAUGGUUUAUCCGGAAAAGUUAGCGCUCGAUCAAGUGGCACCUAGAACAGCCUCGAAAUCGGCUUCUUCAUGGUGUAGUGAACCAAAUAAAACCAUCAUUAACGUUGUGGAAAAGAAGGAUGAUACUAGAAAAUCGACCUCACCAGAGAAUUCUGCUAAUAUGGGUGCAAAUAAACAAUUUAUUCAAGAUAGAAUAAGACAUUUAGUCGAUGCUUUCACACUUAGAGCACAAACCGUAAAAGAACGAAUACAAAUGCCACCAACACCUUCAUCAAUAAGCAGUAGAGAGACUUUAGAUGAACCAGCCGUUGAUGCGGAAGCUGUAAAAACUAAAUUAACUAACCCACAAGACACCGACACCAAAUCAGAAGAAAUCGAAUUGAGCAAUAAGACGUUUUGCUCCAAGAUACGACACGUUUAUGAUACGAAAGUCAUUGAUCCUCAAGGAAAAGUAUACGUUUUUUGGAUGUCAAUUGCGGCAUCUGCAGUUUUAUAUAACACUUGGGUGAUUCCCUUGAGGUGUUCUUUUCCCUAUCAAACACCCGAAAACACAGCAAUAUGGAUGGCUGCCGAUUAUUUAGCCGAUUUUAUUUAUAUCGUUGAUAUGUUGCUCAUUCAACCAAGAAUUAUGUUUUUAAGCGAAGGAUUUUGGAUGAAAGAUUUUAAUUUUACAAGACAAAAUUAUAUGAGAAAAACAAGGUUUAAGAUGGAUUUAUUAUCAAUUCUUCCCUUAGAUUUUUUUUAUUUUUUAUGGGGACCACAAAAAGUUAUAUUAAGGAUCCCAAGAAUAAUAAAAAUGCACACAUUUUGGGACUUUUUUGACCUCGUUGAUAAAUUAAUAGCAUCACCACACAUAUUAAGAAUAACACGAACGCUCCUUUACAUGAUGUAUCUAAUCCAUCUAAACGCUUGUGCUUAUUACGGGUUCUCAGCUUGGGAAGGAAUCGGUUCAAACAAUUUCGUUUUUAACGGCGAAGGAAACGCUUACAUAAAAUGUUUUUAUUUCGCCACAAAAACCGCGACUUCAAUCGGAAAAAAUCCAAAACCAACGCAAGAACUUGAAUAUCUUUUUAUGACGUUUUCUUGGUUAAUGGGGGUGUUCGUUUUUGCCUUAUUAAUCGGUCAGAUAAGGGAUAUAAUAGCGACGGCGACAAGAUCACAAACGGAAUAUAGAAAACUGGUCGAUGAGACCUUGGAGUAUCUUAGAAGACUUAAUUUACCUCAAGACAUGCAACGCAGAGCUCAAUUGUGGUUUCAUUAUACUUGGGAAACACAACACACUUUAGAUGAAAACACCAUCAUGGAUUGUCUACCUCAUAAAAUGAAAACGGAUGUUUCAAUAAACGUCCACAUUCAAACUCUAAGUAAAGUAAAAUUAUUCGCCGAUUGCGAUGAAGCACUUCUAAGAGAAUUAGUUCUACAAUUAAAGUCAGUAAUUUAUCUCCCAGGAGAUAUUAUUUGUAAAAGAGGAGAUGUUGGAAAAGAAAUGUACAUCAUCCAAUCGGGUAAAGUUCAAGUUCUUGGUAAAUGUGAAAAUGAAGUUUUAGCGACUUUAUCCGAAGGAUGUGUUUUUGGAGAAAUAAGUUUGUUAGGAAUAGCCGGAAUGAAUCGGAGAACAGCCGAUGUUCGUUCUUAUGGUUACUCUAAUCUCUUCGUCUUGAGCAAAGCUGAUUUAAAUGCCGCUUUAUCCCAUUAUCCGGAAGCUCAAGACUUGCUCAACAAGAAAGCCAAACAACUAAUGAAGAAAAACGCCGCGUUGGAACGUAAAAGAAACGCUUUAAUCGUCAUUAAUAACCCCGUUCCUAGAAAGCCACAAGCUAAACUUAUUGAUACAGUGUUACAAGUCCUUCCAGCCGAUUCAGAAACAAGGAAACUUCUUCGUUUUGGGUCACGAAUUGGACAUUCAAAGCCACAAAAUGAUAAAUUUAAAGUUCGAAAUAGUUUACCUUCUGUUAUGGACAUUAAUUAUUAUAAUAAUUGUUUAAAUAAUUCUUUCGAAACUAGUGUUACCGUUCAUAGAUCGAUGAGUUAGAAAGUGAUAUUUUUUUAUUGGGUGAUAUAUGAGAUUAGGAAGUAAUAAAAUGAUGAAGGAAGAACUGUUAUAUUUUUGGAUUUUUAGAUGAUCGAUGUUAAAAUAAAUAAAUUUAUUGUUUA
Molecule: messenger RNA, 2381 nt
Organism: Onthophagus taurus
Lineage: Eukaryota; Metazoa; Arthropoda; Insecta; Coleoptera; Scarabaeidae
Gene: CngB
Product: Cyclic nucleotide-gated ion channel subunit B
Biological process (GO): monoatomic cation transmembrane transport
Cellular component (GO): plasma membrane; intracellular cyclic nucleotide activated cation channel complex
Molecular function (GO): protein-containing complex binding; cGMP binding; intracellularly cAMP-activated cation channel activity
Source: RefSeq, a predicted model, not a curated record